Molecule: messenger RNA, 1881 nt
Organism: Rosa rugosa (rugosa rose)
Lineage: Eukaryota; Viridiplantae; Streptophyta; Magnoliopsida; Rosales; Rosaceae
Exons: 11
Coding region: 298-1458 (386 amino acids)
Source: RefSeq, a predicted model, not a curated record
UAGAAUGAUCGAGAGAUACCGAGAGAGAAAAAGAGAGAGCGAGACAGAGAGCUUCAGGCUGCGUUCUAUCUACUUAGGGAUAGAGAGAGAGUUUGAGACUGAAGAAGAGGGAGACGGGAAGAAGUUGAUGCUCGAUUCGAACAGAAAUUGAGUGAACUGAUCAUCCCAGCAAAAGCAAAAGCAACAGAAGAGUUUGGGUUUCUUUUCUUGUUCUCAAUAUUGUUGACUGGAAUAUUUGGCUGUUGUUGCUUUGUUGAUUCGGUACUGUUGUCUCUACCGUGAAGGUGAUCAGAUUUUAUGCAAAAAAAUUUCCAUACAAGUUUGCUGGCACUGUUCCUGUGGAUAUCAUUUGUUAUUAUUUUGGUGUCGUAUUCCUCAUCAGAUCUUAGGAACAGUAGCCUGUCAAGUCUUUUAAUUGGUUUGGAUUCAGGUAUGGGUCCGAAGAAAUGGACAAGAACAAAAAGACUGUUAGAAGACAGUUAUUGUCAAAAUCGUAAUAAUGAAAGGGAAAUGCAAGCAAUUCCUAUUUCUGAUAGUGCUGAAGAGCAGGAAAGUCAUUUUACCAGAUCAAGCCGUGGCACAUAUUCGAAGACAAAAUGGACAAGAACAAAAACAUUGUUAGAAGACAGUCAUUGUCAAAACGAUAAUGAUGAAAUAGAAAUGCAAGGAAUUCCUGUUUGUGAUAGCAGUGAAGAACAUGAAGUUCAUUUUAGCAGAUCAAGCCGUGGCAUUCAGUUGGUGAUGUCAGAAGAGAAUCAAUGUUUAAAACAUCAGCAGAAUUCCGAAAGUUAUAGCACUACCAAAUUUAACCAUACUCCCAAGCGAUUCAGAACUAGGGAACAAAGCUCAGGUGCAAUUGCUAAUUCAAGUUUGUCAGCUAAUAGAAUCUCAAAUAUGGAGAAUCCAGGUACAUCACAAGUUUUACAAAGCUCCAACAAUUCUGAAUUUGUAGAAACUGAUGAAAUUAGAGGUGAAGGUUUACAUCUAUUUGGUCAAGCUUCAUACCAAAGAAGUAGAGCAGGAUCUACAAUCAGAUAUGAGGAUUCAGGAGAUGAUAUCCACACAUGUAAUUAUUGCAACGCAUGUUUCUGGUUUGGAGAAGCGAAUAAACAAUCGUCCUCAAGUGCGCCUCUAAUCUAUACAAAUUGUUGCAAAAAAGGUCAAAUCAAGCUUGAACCAUCAAAAUCAACACCAGAAUUUCUUGAAAGAUUAUUGGAUCCGAAUAGGAGUUCUGAAAGCAGACUUUUUAGAGAGAAUAUCAGGAUUUACAACUCGAUGUUUUCUUUUACAUCAAUGGGGGCAACAAUUGAUCAAAAAAUAAAUACUGGAUCAGGUCCUUAUGUUUUUAAAAUUAACGGUCAAGUACAUCAUUUAAUGGGUUCUAUAUUACCUUCUGAUGGGGAAAGUCCUAAAUACGCUCAAUUAUACAUAUAUCAAGUACAAAAAAUGAAGUUUUAAACCGUCUUAAUGCUAUUGAUCCUACUCAUACGAAUACAAAUAUCAAACUAGAUAUUGUUGAAGGACUUAUAAAAAUGUUUGACGAAAUUAAUGAAUUGGUAAAAGAACUUCGAACAAUUAGAGAUAAAUUUGAAAAUCGUUCUUUACCUUCGUUAAAUAUGACAAUACUUAAUCGUGAACCUACUGAUAGUAAACAAUAUGAAGCACCAACAAGUGAAGAAAUUGGUGGUUUAAUAGUUGGUGAUAUUGGAGAACAUAAUUCCAAUAGAGAUCUAAUUAUUGAAUCAAAUAGUGGAAAUUUACAACGUGUUUCUAAAAUACAUCCAAAAUAUAUGGCAUUACAAUACCCAAUACUUUUUCCUUAUGGUGAAGAUGGAUAUAAAAUAAAUUUACCAAUGCAGGGAAUCAAAGGAAAUUCCACAG